AUGUACGACACGUCGGCGGUACCGAUUUUCACGGGACAAAACUACUCCGCGUGGAAGUUUAAGUUCCAAGUGCUCAUGAUGGAGCGGGGACUUUGGGGUCUCUUCGAUGGGACGGAGAAGAAGCCGGACGACGAGAGCGACAUCGCGGCUUGGAAGAAGAAGGACCAAAAGGCGUUCGCUACGCUAAUCUCGCGGAUCGGCAUCAACCUCGUGAGCUCGGUGCGCACGUGCAUCAAGCUCGAAGCGUCGGCGCAUGAGGCGUGGAAGCGGCUCGAGACGAUUCACGUAAACAAGACCCUUCAUGGCAAGAUCCUAGCCCGGAACGCGUUCUACACGGUGAAGUUGCGCGCGGGCGAAUCGAUGCACGAGUAUGCGACUCGUGUGGAGGAACUUGGGGAAACGUUCGUAGACCUCGGUGGAACGGUCACGGAGGAGGAUUGGAUUUUGACCUUGCUUUGCGGUCUUCCGGAAGAGUGGUCGACAGUGAUAACGACACUCGAUAGCGUGCAAGACACUUGGACAAAGGAAACGGUGGUCGGUCGGCUUCUCCAUGAGGAAUCGCGUCGCCGACAAUUCGCUAAUGAGAGCGUGGAGACCGCCAUGUUCUCCGGAGGGAGUUCCGGAGGAAAGUCCAAGUGGAGCAAGGGUGCGACGAAGAAGUCGUACGGUGGAAGCGAUCGCGGCAAGGGGAACACAUCAAACGGCGCGAGCAAGUUCCACUAUUGCGGCAAAGCGGGACACUUUUGGCGAGAGUGUCGGAAGCGUCCGAGCGAUUGGACUCCAUCAAAGGCGCGGAACCAAGAGGGCAACGCGCACACGGCAUCCGGCGAGGCGGAUGAUACAAGGGAGUCGAUCGUGUUAUUGGCCGGUGACGGGACCAACACUCCAAACGACGCGUGGUUCCUUGACACCGGCGCAACACAACACAUGACGCACUCGGCAUCAUUCCUCACCAACGUUGGUGCACCGGUAGACGUCACGCGCGUCGUCUUCAGAAACGGCAAGUCGCUACCGGUGGUCGGAGUUGGGAGUACGCGUCUCAUCGUCGAUGGCGGACCGGUGGACAUCACGAACGUGCUUCACGUCCCGGGAUUGAAGGUGAAUCUACUCUCCGUCACUCAACUCGCGAAGAAGGACGUGAAGGUCACCAUCGAUGGCGCGACGAUGAACCUCUUUUGGAAGGGGAAGCAAUUCGCACAAGGCGUUCUCAACGGAGAACUUUACCAACUCAAGACGCACCCGAGAGCGGCUUCAUCCAACAUGGCUUCAUCCAACGUGGCGCAAGGCUCUAAGACAACUCUCAAGGCAUGGCAUAAUCGGCUUGCGCACGCCAACUACGACUCGGUCAAGGAGUUGGUCAACAAAGGACUCGCGAAGGGAGUCGACGUGAUCGCCGGCGACGACGAGAAGGGCGUGUGCACGGCGUGUGUCGAAGGAAAAAUGGCUCGCAAGCCAUUUGACAAGUUCCCGUCGAAGGAGAAACCCACUGAACAAGUCACCUUCAUCCUUCCGCCACGAGAGGAGGUUGAAGAGAGUGAGUCUCCACCCCAAGUGGAGAAGGAAGCCGAAGAUGGAGGGGGAGAGGACAACGAGGAGAGCGUUGAUGAUGUCGUGGAGGUGUCACCUACCAAGGCGGCAACUACCUCCACACCUACCUCCCUACCAUUGGCCUUGACCCGCGGGCGUCGUGAAGUUCGUCAUCCCCCCAAGUACAACGACUAUGCUACGGUAGCCGUUGGGGAGACGGAUAGGGAGGGCGCGGCAUUUUGCUUCGCGACCAAGGGUGAUGAUGAACAAGCGGAACCUCUCAUGGAACCACCCCCUAAAGAUCCAUCCCGUGCAUGCUACGAGCAUGUCGGAUUGCACACCUAG
Messenger RNA from Closterium sp. Yama58-4, 1872 nucleotides. The record is from the annotation of a GenBank genome assembly. NCBI's taxonomy places the organism in Eukaryota, Viridiplantae, Streptophyta, Zygnematophyceae, Desmidiales, Closteriaceae.